CAUCUGCACUGUUUUCACUUGGACAGUCCAAGAUGAUGGAAUCGACGUCUGGUAAUCAUUGCUGAAUUGGCGCAGAACUGCAUUAUUUGUUUACAAGAAGAUGGAGAGCCGAAACUAGCCUACAUUUUCCAUCCUACGGCGUCUUUAGACAGCAUCUCCGCAUCAUGAUAGACGAGCGCAUCAUCUGGAGGAACUUUUUCACGCCCACACCUGAAGAUUUGCCUAAACUUUUGCUAAAUAGGUCAACCGAGGAAACGAUUUGGACCACCACCGCGGCGCACAUAGGACGUCCGGACCCCAGACUGCCGAGUUUAUCCACAUAUCUUGGACUUUUUGUGUGUUUACUGCUCGUUCUUCUGGCCCUAGUGAUUGUGAUGCUUUACCGGAUGAAACACACAAUCGCCCCGCUACCGUCAGAUGUGGAAAGCGCGGGGCAAACGGAGAUGUUUCCUGAGGAUGGGAGCGAGGGAUCCAGCCAUUCUGCUGACUGAUCUCAUCCACCCUUCAAUUGCCAGCAACGUGUUUGGAAGGUCUGUUUUUUGUGUGUGUUAGAGAGA
Molecule: messenger RNA, 557 nt
Organism: Myxocyprinus asiaticus (Chinese sucker)
Lineage: Eukaryota; Metazoa; Chordata; Actinopteri; Cypriniformes; Catostomidae
Product: serine-rich and transmembrane domain-containing 2-like
Exons: 2
Coding region: 165-491 (108 amino acids)
Source: RefSeq, a predicted model, not a curated record